AUGAUGAAAACUAUUUGGAAAAGUUUUGAAUUAACCCAAUAUUUAAAAAUUGCUUUUGAAUAUAACGAAUACGAUGGUAAUUUAAAUAUAUUUUUGAAAAAUGAUCAUGUUAAUGAACAACAAUCGUCAUGUAAGUUUGUCAGUUUAAUCGCGAACAAUAUCCAUAAUUGGGAAUUAGAGUCAAAUAUAAAAUGUAAACAUCAUAAUAGAAAUGAUAUUAUCGUAUUAGAUCAUAUUCUGACAGAUAAUGUCGAUGAUUACGUCACUAAACAGCAUGUUAUUAAUUCAGCUGUUCUAGAUUCACCACUAACAACACAAAUUAGUUCCAUUGAACAGUGUAUUGACAAUGUAACACAACAAUCAGAUAAUUACAUUGUUCAACAAGAAAAUAUAAAUUAUACACAACAAGAAGAACAACAAUGUGAAGUAUUGUAUAUGCAAUUGGCUACUCUCUUCGUUUAUGACGAUGAAUUGAAACAAGAACAAAAAAAAUUAUAUCCAUAUGAAAUGAAUUAUCCGUUUGAUACUGAUGAUUAUGAUUUAUCUAAUUCAUCUUUGACUCCGUCUGAUGAUGGAUAUGCAAGCGUGGAGGAAAAAAUUCACGAACAUCAUUGUACAUCUACUCUAGUAAAACAAAACAAAAAAGAAUUAAUACUAUACGAAAGAGAGACUCUCGUCCAAAAUAUUUUAUAUCAAAAUUUAGAUAAAUUUUUCUAUAUACGUCGAUUUGUAUCCAACUUAUUAUGGUUAAAACCACUACAACACACAGUCUUAACGAUGAUGAGUUGA
Didymodactylos carnosus is the source of this 789-nucleotide messenger RNA. Lineage: Eukaryota; Metazoa; Rotifera; Eurotatoria; Philodinida; Philodinidae. The record is from the annotation of a GenBank genome assembly.